Messenger RNA from Oryzias latipes (Japanese medaka), 1744 nucleotides. It is a transcript of the gene slc35a3b, whose product is annotated as solute carrier family 35 member A3b. Gene Ontology annotation, biological process: pyrimidine nucleotide-sugar transmembrane transport. Gene Ontology annotation, cellular component: Golgi membrane. Gene Ontology annotation, molecular function: pyrimidine nucleotide-sugar transmembrane transporter activity. Lineage: Eukaryota; Metazoa; Chordata; Actinopteri; Beloniformes; Adrianichthyidae. The record is from RefSeq and is a predicted model, not a curated record.
CGGAAAUGUGCGACGGUGUGCGGGAAGGGGGGAGCCUCAUGCUGCAGCCCGGGGGGUGAAGCAGAGCCGCGCGGACGGGCUGCCUGCAGACCUUCGGGAUGCCGGAUGUUCCGGCUCUUUCUUGACCUGACAUCUCACCAAAAGACUCCUCCAUUAUGAUCGCCGCUCCAGUGAACUCCGUUCACCUCAAGUAUGUGUCUCUUGGGGUGCUGGUGCUGCAGACCACCUCGCUGGUUCUUACCAUGCGCUACUCCCGCACCCUGAAGGAGGACGGCCCCCGCUACCUGGCCUCAUCUGCUGUCGUUUCAGCAGAGGUGCUGAAGAUGUUCGCCUGCAGCGUCCUGGUGCUCAUGGAGAACAAUUUCAGUUUGCAGGAAAUGAAACAGCUGAUGAAGGAGCAGGUGGUGAAGAAGCCCAUGGAGACCUUGAAGCUGGCCGUGCCUGCAGGGAUCUACACCCUGCAGAACAAUCUGCUCUAUGUUGCCUUAUCCAACCUGGAUGCAGCCACCUAUCAGGUCACAUAUCAGCUGAAGAUCCUCACCACGGCACUCUUCUCCGUCUCCAUGCUGGGGAGGCGGCUCAGCCUCUUCCAGUGGCUGUCCCUGCUGCUGCUCAUGGCUGGAGUCACUCUGGUGCAGUGGCCCACAGAUUCUGAGGGGAACGCAGAGGAGCAGAAGGUCCUGACUGCAGGCUCUCGGUUUGUGGGCGUCAUGGCUGUGCUGAUGGCCUGUAUCUCCAGUGGUUUUGCUGGAGUUUACUUUGAGAAGAUCCUAAAGGAGACGAAGCAGAGCGUGUGGGUUCGUAACAUCCAGCUGGGUUUGUUCAGCUUUGUGUUCGGCUUCGUGGGCAUGAUGGUGUAUGACGGCCGCGGCGUCUGGCAGGCAGGGAUGUUUCAAGGCUACAACUUUGUCACCUGGGUUGUGGUUGUCCUGCAGGCAGUGGGCGGGCUGGUCGUUGCCGUGGUGAUAAAAUAUGCUGACAACAUCCUCAAAGGAUUCGCCACCUCUCUGUCAAUAAUUGCAUCCACGCUUAUUUCCUAUUUCCUGCUGGAGGACUUUAACCCUACAAGGAUUUUUUUCCUGGGCGCGCUGCUGGUCAUUUCUGCCACGUUUCUUUACGGCUGCGAGAGAAAACCUGCCAGCGUCGUCGCCAUCAAAGCAUGAGCUGAGGGAACUUCCCCGUGCACACUCCGGAGGAGGACUCCGGCACCAGGAAAUUUCAGGAAAAGUUGAAACGGCUGCAGGGAGUGAAAGAGCCUCUGUGCUGUCCUGAGAGGAAAACAGCAGCCUGAAGUAGUCAUAGAGGAACGUGGAUUUGACAUUUGAAAUAUGGACGAGCGCACGGCAGAGCUGAGCUGUGAGUCCACAACUCUGUAGGACAACGAACGCACGGAGAAACGGGAAGUCUAAACUGGUUUUGGCAGGUCUUUGUGUUUAUUUAAAAGGAAACUUGGAAUGAGAGAAAUAUAUGAAGGGGGGGGGGGGGGGGGUUGCACAGGUCAUGCUGACAAUGUCAGAAAGAAGAGUGCAGCUUCCAUCUAGUGGUGGAACGGGGAGCAGGACGGAUGCAAGGAGGGGGGGGGGGGCUACUUUGAUACACAAUCUGUUGGUUUUUUAAUUGAAAUAUAAGAUCAAAACGGCCUGAAUGUGAUGCUGGGACCUUGCUGCUCUUUGAUCUGUUUGUUUGUCUCCAAAGACUAUUUUCAUAGUAUUUAUAUGCUAAAUAAAACUCUUUUAUAAAUGAG